CUCCUCCUCCUCCUCCAAGGAAGGAGGUGGCUGUCUUGCUGGUGGGUGGGUGGUUUCCAUCUUCAGCAUCACCAAGCCGGAGGGAGGGAGGGAAGGAGGAAGGGAGGGGUGAAUAGAUGCUGAUGUUGUGCUCUGAAGCCACCUCCAGAGAAGGGAAAAUGGAUCUGGCUCACCCAUCCCUCCUUGCCUUUCAGCAUCUUCCCUUAGCUUCAACAUGGACUGCCCAAGGAGGCAACGAAGGGCUCUUUUGGAAUGCCGCACAGUAAGUGCUGGGUCAACUUGGAUGGAAAGGAUUAAAACCAUGGUUGUUCCUGUCUGAAGAAGAUUUAUCUUGCACAGACUCACCGUAGCCAACAGCCAUGUCAAAAAAAGGACGCAGCAAGGCUGAAAAGCCUGAGGUACUGAUUAUGUCCUUACAAGCUGCCAAUGAAGAUCUCAGGACCAAGCUCACAGACAUUCAAAUUGAGUUGCAUCAGGAGAAAUCUAAGGUAAGUAGGCUCGAAAGGGAGAAAACACAAGAAACCAAGCGGAUCCGGGAGCUGGAGCAGCGCAAGCAGACAGUGCAGAUUACUGAACUGAAAGCGAAGCUCCAUGAAGAGAAGAUGAAGGAGUUGCAGGCUGUGCGGGAAAACCUCAUCAAGCAGCAUGAGCAAGAAAUGACACGGACAAUGAAAAUUAGAGACAGUGAAAUUCAGCGACUUAAGUCAGCUCUGUUUGCCUUGCGGGAAGGAAGCAGUGACAAAGUACGGACAGCCCUGACCAUUGAGGCUCGGGAAGAGGCUAGGAAACAAUUUGACUCUGAGCGCCUUAAGCUUUUGCAAGAAAUCACUGAGUUAAAGUCUGCCAAAAAGCAGAUGGAUGAAGCCCUGAAUAAUAUGAUCCAAGCAGAUAAGAUCAAAGCUGGAGAUCUACGAAGUGAACACCAUUCCCAUCAGGAAGCCAUCUCCAAGAUCAAGUGGGAGAGUGAAAGGGAUAUCCGCAGACUGAUGGAUGAGAUCAAAGCGAAAGACAGAACCAUCUUUUCUUUGGAGAAAGAGCUGGAAACCCUGACAGGUUACGUUCAGAAGCUUCAGCUACAGAAAGAGGCUUUGGAUGAGCAACUCUUCUUAGUGAAGGAGGCUGAAUGUAACAUGAGCAGUCCCAAGAGGGAGAUCCCAGGCAGAGCAGGAGAUGGCUCUGAACACUGCAGCAGUCCGGACCUACGCAGAAACCAGAAGAGGAUGGCUGAACUCAAUGCCACUAUACGGAAGCUUGAGGACAGGAACACACUACUUGUAGAUGAGCGGAAUGAGUUGUUGAAACGUGUUCGGGAAGCUGAAAAGCAAUGCAAACCUCUCCUGGAAAGAAAUAAGUGCAUCUCCAAAAGAAAUGAUGAACUCAUGCAGUCCUUGCAGCGUAUGGAGGAGAAACUCAAAGCAAUAGCAAAGGAAAACCUAGAAAUGAAAGAAAAAAUGACAACGCAUCCUCCUCUUAAGAAAUUAAAAUCUCUUAAUGACCUGGACCAAGCAAAUGAAGAACAAGAAACUGAAUUUUUGAAGCUUCAAGUUAUAGAACAACAAAAUAUAAUUGAUGAGCUGACACGGGACAGAGAGAAGCUUAUUCGGCGGAGGAAGCAUAAAAGAAGUUCAAAGCCAAUUAAGAGGCACAUAUUGGACACAGUUUAUGGGGGUGAUGAUGAUUCAAUGGACUCUGAAACUUCAUCCAUGGCUUCAUUCAGAACAGAUCGCACACCAGCAACACCAGAUGAAGACCUAGAUGAGAGCUUAGCAGCUGAAGAAUCAGAGCUACGAUUUCGACAACUGACAAAGGAGUAUCAAGCCUUGCAAAGGGCUUAUGCAUUACUGCAAGAGCAAACAGGGGGCAUCAUUGAUGCAGAAAGAGAAGCAAAGGCACAAGAGCAGUUGCAAGCUGAAGUCCAGAGAUACAGAGCUAAAAUAGAAGACCUGGAAAAAACCCUGGCUCAGAAAGGACAGGACUCCCACUGGGUAGAAGAUAAGCAACUUUUUAUUAAAAGAAAUCAGGAACUUUUGGAUAAGAUAGAAAAACUGGAAGCAGAUAACCAUCGAUUGCAACAAGAAUUACAGGAUGCCAGAGAUCAGAAUGAGCUCUUGGAGUUUCGAAAUCUAGAGCUUGAAGAAAGAGAAAGAAGGUCUCCACCCUUUAAUCUGCAAAUCCACCCUUUCUCUGAUGGUGUAAGCGCUCUACAGAUCUACUGCAUGAAAGAAGGCGUGAAGGAUGUUAGCAUUCCAGAUCUCAUAAAGCAGCUGGACAUCUUGGGCGAUAAUGGGAACUUAAGAAAUGAAGAACAAGUGGCUAUAAUUCAAGCCAGUACUGUCUUAUCUCUGGCAGAAAAGUGGAUCCAGCAGAUUGAAGGGGCUGAGGCAGCUCUGCACCAGAAGAUGAUGGAACUGGAGAGUGACAUGGAGCAAUUCUGUAAAAUAAAAGGUUACUUAGAGGAAGAAUUGGACUAUAGGAAACAAGCUCUUGACCAAGCCUACAUGAGAAUCCAGGAGCUUGAAGCCACAUUAUACAAUGCUUUGCAGCAAGAAACAGUGAUAAAGUUUGGGGAGUUGCUCAGUGAGAAACAACAGGAAGAGCUUAGGACAGCUGUUGAAAAAUUAAGAAGGCAAAUGCUAAGGAAAAGCAGAGAAUAUGACUGCCAGAUCUUACAAGAGAGAAUGGAACUGCUUCAGCAGGCACAUCAGAGGAUCAGAGAUUUAGAAGAUAAAACUGACAUCCAGAAGAGACAGAUCAAGGAUUUGGAAGAAAAGUUCCUCUUUCUAUUCUUGUUCUUCUCUCUUGCCUUUAUCCUUUGGCCUUGAUGUCAAUGUACCUGUCGCAAGAGUGAUGGACCACAAAGAAAAGUCCUCUGAAGGGCCGAUGCUUCCAAACCCAUGAAGAAGAGAACACUGUUUACAACCAUUUCACAACAAAGCAACACUCCGUAGCUAAGACCACACCCACCAUGUAGUUUAAAGCCAUUUUCCAGAUUUGUUACUUGACAGUUCCUGUCUAAAGCUACAAUAUAUGCUGCACUUAAUGAAAUUCUGUAAGGAGGAGAAUAUCUCAUCAGCGUACACCACAUGGAUUAUUCCCCUGCCCUUUUUAUUUUCCUUUCUUUCCUUCUUUGUAAAGAGAAAGAAUCAGCAAGAAGCCACAGUGAGCAGACUGAGUCAAGGUAUGUCAGGCAAGGAACCAAAGUGACUAUGAACACUCUAUCCCUGCUGUGCAGGGGGGUUAUUUUAAACAUAAACACCAACUUCCCAUGAAAGUCUUCAAUAGUAAAGGGAACAGAGCAAAAGAAAAGUAUUCAGAAGACAAGGACAUUUUUUAAAGGUCAGUUUGGAAAGUCGGGCUUUCAUAAUACAGGGACUCUUUUUCUCUCUGAUUUUAAACUCAGGAACAAUGACAGCAGCAAUGUGAACGAGGGGAGAAACAUAUUCUGAUUUUCUUUCAUAAUGGGUGGACAAUGGGAUUGAUCCAAUUGGAACAGUAACCCAGCAAGGCGGACCAAGCUAGAGAAAACAGCUGACAGUGCGCUUGAGGAUUCCUAACAAUGCUGUAGCCUUAUCUGUCCUUUUCCUGUCAUCAGGGCCCUUUCCAUUAAGGACAACCUAUGGAACAUGUUUGUUACGUCAAGUAAAGAACUCUACAUGAAUGGAACACUCAUUUCACUAGCCGUUGGGUGGACUUGGAAUGGGGCGGAAGGUCCUCUGACCAAGAAGCUGUCAUGUCGGAGAGGAGGCAAAUGCCUGCUGAUCAGGCCUCAGCUUCUAAGAGUUUCUUCCUCUACUCAUCUCUGUUUAUUGUAGAGUUGAACUUAUUUUAUGCAAUAUGUUUUCCCUUGUCAUGGUUAUUUUCUCAGUCGGCUGCAUGAACCAAAAUGAGCAAACCCAAGGAACAUCCUUUUAUUAUCUCACCUGCCCAUGACAAAUACAUAUCUUGCUGCUAAGAAUUGGCCUGUAUUGUUCAUUAAGGUUUGCCCUGAAGCAGCAUUUAUCUUCCACUUGCCUGUAGGUUUCGCUCAGAUUUAUGAGAUUUUUUUCCAUGUGGAAAUAACACUUGCUCAUGCAAAGUCCUGCUUAGAAUGGCUAGCCUGUAUUUGGGCAGGUUCUGAUGAUUGGCAACUUGCACAGAAGCAAAUGGCAUCCUUGUGCUGAAGGCAGAGAUAGAGCCUCUUUUGGUCUUUGAGCAUUAGAAGAAUCUCAGCUCUGUUCCCAAGGGUCCCAACUGACCUGCUCUUCCAUUUUGCAAUUGUAUUCCCCUUUUAUAGACUAUAGGGGUUUUUCACUUAUUGGUACACUGGCAAAAUUUAAGUAAAUCUCAAAAUAUAAAUAUAGCAAGCAUAGUAUUUGCUUGUGGUUGUUUUCUCCUGAAGUAAUAUAAAUAAUAACAAUGGCCAAUAUUAAGAUUUAUGCUACAUAGUGCUCGGUACUCAUCAUGGGCUUUACCGUUCACAUAUUUAAAUGACUGAUUUCUGAAUGUUGGAGACACCACAGCUUCCCAGCCCUGCCAUCUAUCGUACCAAGUUCCUCAGCACCAGACCUAUAUUUAUCUGAUCCAAUCCUGAUAUUAGUCAUAGCCCUCCUAUCAGUAAGAAGGAGAAAGCAGCAAUGACAAGAUGAACAACACUUUCUCUUACCAGUAGAUACACGCUACUACUUUCCUCUUGCAUUGCAAAGAUUAUUUUAUUUUGACCAAGUGUGUCACAGCAAAAUCUUGAAAAUUCAAACCUCUAAGGGUCCUUUUAUUAGUCAGCUUUGAUGGGAAUAUCUAUUUUAGCAGAAAUUUGUAAAUGUUCCAGGAUUUAGCCUAAUUAGGUAGGAACCAUCACCAGCAGUCAAUCAUUCACUUGUGUGGUCCUUGGUCUCUGAAACAUCAUUUUGUAAAACAUUUCAGUUGAUUUUGUGUUUAUAUUCAUAUUACUCAGAUACAGGGCAAAUAGUCUGACUAGCAUUCUGGAUGAAUGCACCACACAUUAUCUCCCUGUUAUAAUUCUGUGCUGGGAGAUUCUGUUGAUGGGUCAGCCAAAGAACUGGCAAGGUAUGCAACUUUUAGCAUUAGAGAUAACAGAUUCAAUGAUGGUUAUACUCCAGCAGGCUUUUAUCACAAAACUGAAACUGGUGUAAAGAGAUGCAGCAUUAUUCUGAUAUCUUACCCAGACUGUAAUUCUUAUCUUCCCUUGGCCUUUUUUGUAUUCUUGAUAACUGUCUCACCCAGCAUGAGUGUCUGUGGAUGAUUAUAAGCAAUACAAUAUCUAAAAUCAUCACACAGCUCUAAAGGCAUAGUGUCCACAGGUGUCACUUUCCUCCAUGACAGCACCAAAGAGAAAGGAUUGUUGUAGUUGAUGGAAGUUGCUUUUUGCAUCUGAUUUAGCCUUAGAGGAAACUUCCCACAUAAUCUUGAAUUCUGAGGAAAACCCCAAUCAGUUUGCUGUGAAACCUCAUAAGUGUUCAUGCAGAAUAAUGGCUUUGUGGAUACAUUGUAGAACAGUGCCUCUUCAACUAACCAAUAUGUGGAACAGGUAGUGUUUUUCUUAGUCUUCCAGGGACCGGCACCAGAUUUAUGCCCAUUGACUACAGCUAGGAUUGUCAGUGUGAAAACUGGAGAUAGUUCCUCUACCUUUAAUGGUUAUACAGAUUAAGCAUACCUGGACGAGUGAUAAUCAAAACCUACUGAAAUUUCAUUUUCUACACAAUUGCUGGUCCUAAAUAUCCAAAAGACACCAGAUCCCACCUGAUCUUGGAAGUGAAGCAGGCUCAGACCUGAUUUGUCCUUGGAUGGGAGUCUGCCAACAAAUACUAAGUGCUUAGACUAUUUUUCAGAGAAAGGAACUGGCAAAAUCACUUCUGAAUUAUUCUGGCUUAGGAAAAACUCUAUGAAAUUCUUAUAGGGUUGCCAAAACCCUUCAGGCAACUUGAAGACACACACAUAGUUGUUAAAGGUACAGGAACUGUCUCCUUUUCUCACUUUGGCAAUUCCAAUUACAGCCUUUUCCUCUCCUGGACAUUUUUGGGGACUUGCAGUCAAUAGCUUGCAUCCUGGCACUGGUCCAUGGACCACCAUGUUGAGUAGCACAGUUGUAGAGAAUACCAAGAACAAUCAGUGGUAGUGAGAAUCAGCUGUCAUUCAUAGUAGCUUUUCUUUCAUAACCCAUCUUCUUUUGUGUGUCUGUUUUGUUGUAUCUAUUACAAAAACUUAUUGAAGUUUCAGUGUUGUGGUUCCACAUGGAAUAUUUAGGAUAGGCUUCCUGUUUAUAUUUCCCAUUGAGUACAGUUUGCAACAUCUCAAUUGGAAAUAAGACCCAUAUCCUUCCAUCAACUUGCUUCCGUUUCCUUUCUCUGCUUCAUAAUUUACUCAGGAGAGCCUAUUGUCACAUGGCAUCCUGUGAAAAGUCAGCUAGAGAUUGUGAAUGUCAAAUCUCAACUCAUUCCCAAAGGGUUUGUAUGGAUGGAUGUUCUUCACACCACAAUGAGCAUUAUCACACAUGCAAGGAGCUCAAAAACAGUCUUGAUUUCUGUAACAUUCCAUUACCUCAUUUUUAAAAAUCCUGACCUUGAUACUGAAACAGAAUCGGGGUUUGUUUUUUUUGUUUCACCACAAAUUAAAAAGAUUCUGUCAAUUUGGACCAAGAAGAACAUAAAGCCUGUCUGCUUACAGAAUAGUGCUGUAAUUUUCUUUCAAACCAUUUCCUUUGUUCUUGUUUUGUUUCUGGAUUCCAAAAUGCUACCAGAUAAUUUUAUGCUGCAAUUUAUGUGACACCUUGUCUUCAGUAUGUGUGUCAGAUUUUUCUAUUAGUUACUGGAUGGGCUGAUAUUCAUUUUCUCUUUAUACAUAAAUUUCUGUGUUUUUGUGAAGGAACUGUUAAGAUGCAAAGUUUUGCAAACAAACGCAAUGUUUUUAAGUACAAUAGUAUCCAGUUGAGGAAAGGAAUAAUUUACCACAGUGCACAUAAAACAUGAUCCCUUGUAUCGAUAGGAGAUAUGCUUCUGGAUUUCACACGGAUAUACACAACUGCAGAUAACUGAAAGGAAGGCCUUCUGGCAUAAGAAUAUCAUAGAGUUGCACUGGAGGACCCAAUAGAUGUCCAAAGAGGAUAUAUUUUUCAGGUAGGGAUAAAUGAAGCCACAGAAACCAGUCCUACAGUUAAGGAGGCCAUGCUGUACUGCCAAGUACUGCCAAGUACAGCACAGCUUUAGAAGUAGAAUUUUUGCCAAGUCCAACUUCCUCAGAUCCAGGGCUAGAGUUAAGGAGGAGGGGCAAAAUGAAGACAUUGCCCCACCUAAAUUCUGCUACCCUAAAAUGUUCAGCCCCCAAAUUUCUAGCAUUGCAAUACAUUAAAACUUUCAUUGAGCAUUUAGAACUGCUAUUUAGGCAUCCAAAAGAAAGGGGCAAGCAAAGUAGUCAAGGCAAUGCAAACAUAGCAAAUAGAACACUUCUAUCUAUUUAUAAUUAUCAGUCUCCCUAAGUAAUGUGAAAAUUCAAAGAAAAAAUUGGUGAGCUUGAAUACAUUUUCCUAGAUGCCUUGGACAGGUUUAUCAGAACACCAUUUGGCUUGAGGUUCCCCUUUAAUGGAGGUAGAAAUAGAUUUUGUUAAUGUAAUUACAUUUCUCAAUGAAGAUUGGCCAUACCUGAAGACAGUGAGGGGGUAAGGGUAGGGCAACUGGCUUUAGCAGCUAAUUUUUACAAUCCUGAAUGCUGGCAAAAUCUUAAAUAAUGUAUGCAUGUUAUAAAUUUCAUUUUGUUUUCUUUCAUUUUUAUCCUACUCUUCUCCUAAGAUGGGUUCCAUUUUUACUACCAAUGUGAAAAAAUGGCACUUGUAAGACUUUAGGGCCAUCUCCGUGGGAAAUAUAUCUGGGGCUAGAUCCAAAGCAUUGCUGCUUUGAAUCAUACCUGGAUUCUGUCUUGGUGUUUAGACCAUUCCACUCCCAAUCUAUGUCAGACUAGUUUGUCGCAACAGGAGUCACAGAGCUCCAGACCACCGCGGUGCCUUUGCCAAUGUCAGCAAAGAUGUGUGUGUGACUUGAAGAAAACAGGGAAAUCUCCCUUGGAAAGUGGCUAUGUUGGCAAACUAAAUGUGUGGUCUAUUAUUUCUUUUUUUUUUCCAGUGAAAGUAAUUACGGUCAUUGCUGAAUGGAGUAAGCAGCUUUCUGAGAUAAACUUUUCUGGUGAUUGUUCUUAUUACAUAUGUUGGCAGCCCUAUAAUUACUCCGUAUGUCCAAAUUGUUUGUGGUCCUGCAAUUGUUUGCCUUUAAUUAAGCAAUCUUCUAUUGAGAAAAGAUUUCCUGUUUUAUGAUGGAAAGUGUUGUUCAUCUUAUCAGUUCCAAUUUUCAUUGCCAGCUACACAUACACAAAGAAACAUAAUGGGAAUUCCUACAACAGUCUUGUAUGUAUCCCCUCUAUUGUGCUGGUGUAAUAUUUGGAGUGUACAAGAGGUGUGACUCAUGGAGCUACAUUUCUCUUACUAUGCCCCCAGGACCUAAAAUUAACAAAUGGUUAUUCAGGCUACACAUAUAGAAAACAAAUACUAUCAAACACAGUAAUAAUUUUGGCUUUUUGUUUUUGUUAUUUUUUACGAGCUUAGAAUUGAAAAAUUUAAACACUCAUAGAAAAGGCGAAACAGCACAUUUUCAAGUGUGAUACCUUUUAAAAUUAAAUGACUUUUCCAAGAUUUGUGCACUUUAUAGUGCUUUUAAUGCACUUUAAAGUGAAAUUUUGCCUUUCAUGCCCAUGUAAUGCUUAUCGCAGGUAAUUCUGAUUAUUUCUCUGAACACUGCAUCAGAUCAAAAAACAGUCUAAAUAUGAACUUGUUUCUAACAAGGUAACAAUGACUGUCUAAUGUUAUUGAUAAGAUUAAUCAUGUAUAUGCCAUUGUAAAUCCUUUCUUCUGCUCUGUGGCAGAUAUCGCCAGAUAACAUGUAAUUUAAAUGCCUGUAAAAUUCAGUUUGAUGUAUUUAUUUUUUAGCAUUCUGGAAAUGGAGGAACUCAAAUUUGGAUUCCUUCACAACAGGUCUCAAACACUGGCCAAGGAGGUUGCUUUGAUGGUCUGUGGCUUGUUGUCUUUAAUCACAUAACAAAACACGUUUCUAGUCCCAGUUAAAUAACCAACGAAUUUAUCAUGGCUUCUCAUUCUAUUCCCAACCCUUUUAAUGGCAGGGAAAGAUGGGACUGCUACUUAAGUCAAUGUUCCCCAGCAUUCUUAGCAUGCUGAAGAAACUUAACAUUUUCUCACCUAUGUCUUUGGUAUUGUAAUAUGUUCUUUGUGUAUGCAUGUUCAUCUCACAUUAUCUAAUACAUACAGCCAAUCCUUUGAUUAAGUCUUUGGAGGGGGACAGGAAAUGCCCAGCUGCUUGGUUAAAAAAAGUAUGCUACAUGAAGCAUGGACUGGUCUGUCAAAUUUACUCUGUAGACUUUGGAGGGGUUUUCUGUCUCCUCAGUGCAAUGCAAUCUGUGCCUAAUAUCCACUUCUUGACAGUGACUCUGCAAACCCUCUAGAGAUCAACAUGAGGUCACCUUUAGGCUAAGUAUGUAUGAGCAAAUACAUACAUUUACUAUUGUACAUAUAUAUAUCUAUCUCUAAUGUAUAUAGUAGGAUGUUAUUAGUACUUAUAAAAGUGUACUUCCAAUUCUAAGACUGAUAAUGUGUUGUUGAAAGACAACAUGAGUAAUAGUUGGUGGUGAGUUUGAUGCCAGGUCUGGUACCAUUGUCCCAUGCCACCACCAGAGUCCUUGGGACAUAAACAGCUCAGCCUAGGUGAUCACAAAUGCUUGGGGAGCUAUCCCAAACUCACCAAAAUGUCAAAAGAGAUUCUAAGAUGUUUGGCUGAAAACCCUGAGUCUUUUCCCAAAAUGGAAUCAGAUACUUCUUCCCAUCUUCAUGAUUCAAUUUGGCAUCUCAAAAGUGUUUCUUUGUGGUGCCCUGCGGCUUUCACUGACACAUGAGUAUUGAGAAAGAUCACAUCCUUCAGCCUUUUGUCAAUGCAGGUAUGGGAGGAAUGCUUCAUGUGACAAACACUGGGCCAAAGCCAGCCUUGCGUGCAGUUCAGCAGUAUUACUACUCACAGGAAUCACAAUUACAAACUUUCUCUUUUGACAUAUCAAAGGACACACAAAAUAGAUUAAAUAUAAGUAUGGUAAACUUUCCAAUGUCUCAGCCUCAGGUCAGUGUGACAAUAUCAUAAAUCACAAAAUGUUUUUCUCUGCUAUCUCUCGGUUGGACUAAGCUGACCAGCCCAUUUUUGCCCCACUGAGCUUAGAUCCAGCAAUUUGGACAAGUAUUGCAUUUUCUCUCCACUGCACCUCCCUGUAUAUAACUUGCUCCCAUUUUUGUGUCUAUAAUUCCAGAAGAGAACUGUAAAUUAUUUGGCAGAAUGAGCCUUUGAUAAACACUGCGGCCAUGUACAUGUACUGUAUGUAUUAACGUGUAGAUGAGAAUCCUUAUUGUAUGUAAAGUUUUAUGAAUGGUUAUUUUUUAAUUUAUGUAUUUAAUAUAGGAUUCAAUGACCUCUGGUGUUUUAGUUUGUAUAAAAAAAUUAAACAGCAUUUUUUAAAACUUUA
This is a messenger RNA of Anolis sagrei ordinatus, 10557 nucleotides long. RefSeq names its product janus kinase and microtubule interacting protein 2 (gene JAKMIP2). Gene Ontology annotation, molecular function: microtubule binding; kinase binding. The record is from RefSeq and is a predicted model, not a curated record. NCBI's taxonomy places the organism in Eukaryota, Metazoa, Chordata, Lepidosauria, Squamata, Anolidae.